Hydractinia symbiolongicarpus is the source of this 2010-nucleotide messenger RNA. Its product is annotated as capsule biosynthesis protein CapA-like. The record is from RefSeq and is a predicted model, not a curated record. The transcript has 7 exons. NCBI's taxonomy places the organism in Eukaryota, Metazoa, Cnidaria, Hydrozoa, Anthoathecata, Hydractiniidae. The coding region runs from base 212 to 1282 and encodes 356 amino acids.
CGACUUUCCCUAGAAGACAAUUUUCUAAAAUAAAACUUUGUGAACGAAACCUCAUUGAUGACUGAUCAAUCAUCAUUGAUGCAUUUGGGACAUAGUUAGUUAGCUACUUACAAGUUGGAAACCAACACUUUCCUCGCAGGCGAAAACUGUGAAGCUAAUAUUUGGUGGUGAUGUAACAUUUUCUGGAGUCAUCAAAUAUCACGGUCGCCGAAUGAACUGCACAUAUAACGAAACUUUAUCCCAACUUAAACCAUACCUUUCGGAAGCAGAUCACGUGAUUGUGAAUCUCGAAACUUCUUUUCAUCCUUAUAAAGGUUCAAAGUUGAAAGAAGUCGACCCAGAAAAAGCAAUAACGUUAAUUUCUGAUUUGGACGCAAUGCCAGCUUUAAGUUACGCAGGAAUCGAUGUUGUUACGUUGGCAAAUAAUCAUUUUAUGGACUUCGGAGAAGAGAUUGCCAACCUUACCGUGGAAAAUCUGAAGAAACUUCACAUUUCUUACUUCGGCGUGACGUAUGGUAGGAAGAAGUUCCUGAGACAGACACCUUUGAUCAUAAAGAAAAACGGGGUAAAAAUUGGCUUCCUUGGUUAUUGUGCUAUACUUAGUGGAUGCCUUAGAAAGAAUUACCGAAGUCAAGCAAAUGUGGGACCUGCGGUUUAUAGUAAGACAUUGUUGGUACAAGAGUUAAAGAAUCUAAGAAAGAAGGUGGAUGUUGUAAUUGUAUUUAUGCAUUGGGGAGACGAGUAUGCCAUUGAUAUGAAACAGAAACUUGGUCAAAAGCUGAUCGUUCAAAUGGCGCCAUACGCUGAUAUCAUCAUUGGGUGUCACCCACAUAUAACUCAAGAUCAUUUCUAUCAUAAAGAUGUUCUGGUUGUCCCCAGUCUUGGAAAUCUGCUGUUUCCGACGCAUGGAACUCAAGGGAGUCUUUUAGAUGAUUUAAGGAAGACAGAGGGCAACAUAUCAAAAGCACAAGUAGACGAUGUCUGGUACAAAGAAGUGAAACUCAUGAAACCCCACGAAACGGCAUUUGGAAGAAUUGUUAAGAUAGAAGUCGAUAAGAACGGUCUAAUAAAGAACAAAGCAAAGUAUUUCGCCACUCAAAUUGCUGUAAACGAAAAACAUUGUAUGUACGUGAAAAAGAAAGAUAAUUCAUUGUGGCAGACUAUUUGCGGGGAAGAUGAUGAAAACUGCGGGGGACCAAGUGACUGCAAUAUCCUACAAUGUGGUGAUCAACGAAAAGUCAAACCGAAGAUUGGAAAAAAACCGAAAAGUGUGGACAACUAAUUGAAAGUUUGAUUGAAAAAAAAUCUUUGAAUUACGAAUUAAAAAAAGUGUAAUAUGUGCAUUAAACAUUUGUGGGAAACUUUCGCGAAUGAUCUCUUUAAAAUUCUUUAGCGUGAAUUAACUUUGUGAUAAUACCGCAAGAAUAUUUCUUUUCUCUAAAUAUGUAAUAAUAUUUUUAUUUUUUUUCAUUUCUGCGGGUUUUUUUUUCGUGCCACUAUUUUUCACUCUGCACGCUCCAUCAUCUUGUUUUUAAACAAACAAAAUCUGUCCAACUCGUUGUUUCUAUUUAAAACCACACUUAAGAUUAAAAUCCGUAUAUCAUUAGCCUAGACCAGGACUAUUAUUACGCAGCCGUCGUGUCAGAAUAUCAUAAGCGUAAAACAGCACUGGAGACGAGGUUGAAAAGCCAAGUACCGAGGUUGUAUUUUACUAUUGACUUUCAGUGAAAUUAGGGUCGAUGUUUUAGUACGUACCGGUCGUUAGUCUGUGAAAAAAUCCACGGGGUCGCCCUUUAUAUAUUUCGUGUUUCCGCACUGCCCGCAAGAAAAAUGCAGAAAAAAUAUUUAAAUAUUUUUAUUAUAUGAAUAUUAAAUGUGUGCUAAAUAUUUCUUUUCAAAAGAUACGAGAAAAUUAGAUUACGCGAAACUAAUAAAAACGAAUAACAAUUUUAGCAAUUUUAAAUUUUUUAACACCAUUUUCCACAGAAUGAUAAAACAAUAUUGUCAGAG